GCCGCGUACGGAACGCCGCGGACGCGCUUCACGCCGUCGCCUCGUUGGCCAGGGCGCCGCGCACCGCUUCGAAGGGGCCCAGGAGCCGUCGAGUGUCGCCGCCGCCGCCGCCGCCGCCGCCGCCGCAGCCGCAGCGGGCCCGCCGUCGCCAUGAGCCAGCAGCUGGCGAAGCUGGAGCCGGUCUCUGGCGAGAUCACCAAACAGCAAAGCUCGCACAGUGAGUCGGCAGAGAGCUAUGCCAUCCCGGGUGGCGAGACGCACGAGCAGACGAGGGACGCUUCGCGUCUCAUGGAGGCCAACAUCGCCGGCGGGCACCUCAAGCAGCAGACGCAGGAGCACGAGUUCCAGCAGCAGUCGCAGUCUGUGCAAGAGGCGCCCGGCAGCGUCACCAAGAGCAGCCAGCAGGCCAGACAGCACCAGCAGGUCAACGAGGAGUCCAGCAGCAGCCAGCAGCAGAGCGACGACGGCCUGAGCUCCACCACAAAGAGCGUCACCUCCAAGCGCACCGUGCAGCAGAAGAGCUCCGUACAGCAGAGCAGCACGAGCACGAGCAGCACCACUGGUGGUGCACCGCCCACGAUGAUCCAGAUGCCUCAGCAGCAGCAGCAGCUGAUGUUGCAGCAGCAACAGCAGAUUCAGGAACAGCAGCAGCUGCAAAUGCAGCAGCUAGCACAGCAGCAGCAGGAGAAGAUGAAGCAGAUGGCGGAGCAACAGCUGGCGCAGCAGACGCAGCUGCUGCAGCAGGGGGAUAACACGCAAGUCAGCGAGCAGACCCAGCAGACGCAACAGCGGGUGCACAAGCAGGUGACGCAGAAGAAGGUGGUGCAGCAGACGCAACAGCGCGUGGUGCAGCAGCAGCAGACGCAGCAGCAAGUCCAAGGCUCCGUAAUCCAACAGCCACAAAACAUGCCGACCGGAGGCCAGCCGGCCCCGCCCGUCUUCGAACAGAUCUUCCGAAAUGCUCGCUUCGCGCAGGGCGGCAACGCCCUGUUCGAGGGCAAGGUGCGGGGCAACCCGCGACCCACGAUCUCGUGGACCCGCCAGGGACGACCGAUCAACGAUUCGAACAAAUACCAGCUGAAGUACAACCCGACGACCGGCGAGGUCAGCCUAAUGAUCUCUCGGAUCGGGCCCGGCGACGAGGGCGAGUACACAUGCCUGGCCAAGAACCAGUACGGGGAGGCCAUCUGCACAGUCUACAUCCAGCCGGAAGCUGCAUACCUGCAGCAGCAGCAGCAGCAGCAGCAGCAACAGCAGGGCAUGCAGCGCCGCAUGAUGGGUCAGCAGCAGAGCAUGCAGUUCCGGCAGGAGAUGUCGUCGGUGACAGAUUCAGCCGGCCACACCACCACCAGCUCCACGGUGGACCGUCAGUACCAGAGCUCGCCGUUCGGCCAGCAGUACCCGGGCCUGCCCGCCGGCCAGCAGACAGAGGAGUUUCGAGUCGACACAUUCGAGUACCGCCUGAUCCGUGAGACCGAGUUCCGCGAAUCCCUGACGCGCCGCUACGCCGGCGAGACGGAGACCGAGACCGAGGUGGAGACCGAGUCGGAGAGCCGGCAGCCCGGCCCGCUCAGCCCGCCCCAGGUGCAGACCAAGCCGCGCGCCACCAUGGUGGCGCAGGGCGGCGACGCCACCUUCCAGGCGCGGCUCGUCGGUAAUCCCAAGCCCAAGGUGACCUGGUUCCGGAACGGCGUGCGCGUGCGGCCCGGGCCGCGCGCCGCCAUGGCGCAUGGCAACUCGAUGGCCACGCUGAAGCUGCGCGCCGUGCAGCCGGAGGACUCGGCGCACUACACGAUGCUGGCCGAGAACGCGGCCGGCUGCGUGGUCAGCUCGGCCUUCCUGGCCGUCGAGCCGCCAGCCGCCGCCGACGCCAUGCGGCAGGCUGUCACCUCGCAGCGCGUCGAAAAGUCCUUCACCUCCCAGACGGAAGAGAUUUCCGAGGACCGGUCUCUGGCGCCAACCUUCCUACGCGUGCCCACUGACAAGGAGACGCAGGAGGGCAAGAUGGUGCGACUCGAGUGUCGCACGUCGGGCAAGCCCAGCCCCGAGGUGUUCUGGUACAUAAACGGCAUGCCCAUAACGAACGACGCCACGCAUAAGAUUAUGGUGAACGAGGCGGGCAGCCACGCCCUGAUGAUCACGAACGCCGCUCAGCGCGACUCGGGGGUCGUCACCUGCGUCGCCAAGAACAAGAACGGCCAGGCCGAAUUCCAGGUGAACCUACACGUGCUGGAGAAGGAACAGGUGAUCGCGCCCAAGUUCGUGGAGCGCUUCCAGACGGUGCACGUACGCCCCGGCGAGCCGGUGUCGAUGAGCUGUCGGGCGGUGGGCGCGCCCACGCCGCGCAUCACGUGGCAGAAGGACGGCGCGCCCAUCGACGGCUCGGCCAGCGUGCGCAUCGUCACCGACGGCGGCGCCUCCAUGCUCGACAUACCCUGUGUCCGUCCGGAGGACGCCGCCUGGUACCAGUGUACGGCGCAGAACGCCGCUGGCAGCACGGCCACGCGGGCCAAGCUGUACGUGGAGGCAGGCCCGGCAGUGCCGGCCGGCGAGCCGUGGAGGCUCCACCUGCCCAAGCCCACCAAGGUCAUCGAGCCGGAGCCGCCUCUCAACCCCGAGAUCAUCCACCUGAAACACGUGGAGCGGUCGCGGCCGAAGGCGCAGCGAACGGAGGAGGAGCGGCCGUUGCAGGCGCCUCAGUUCACGCACCCGCUGCGGGACGUGCGCGUAGGAGAGGGCGACCGUGUCCUGCUCGAGGCCAAGGUGGUGCCGCUCGGCGAUCCCACCAUGACGAUCGGGUGGUUUAUCGACGGCCAGCCGAUGCCAGCCAGCUCGCGUGCCACGCUCACAGACAAGUUCGGGUACGUGUCUCUCAGCCUGCUGUCAGUGGUUCAACAGGACGCGGGGACCUACACCUGCCGUGCAGUCAAUCAAGCGGGGUCAGCUGAUUCGACCUGCACGGUCUCUGUAGGACCCCGUUCUGUCAUCGAAACCACCUCCCAACAUCCGGAGAGUCUGCAGCCUAUUCAGAUGCUCGAGGACACGUCCCGCUACGUGCGCUCCACCUCCACGGAGGAACACAACGUGAAGCCCAGCUUCGUGCGCGAGCUCAGAGAUGUCGCUGGCGUCCACGAGGGCGGAUAUGCCCACUUCGAGGCCCAGAUCCAGCCCGUAUCCGAUCCGUACAUGAGGAUCGAAUGGUUCAAGGACGGAAGAUCGAUCACAGCCAGUUCCCGUAUUUCCACGAUCAACAAUUUCGGGUACCUGGCUCUCAACAUCAAUCAGCUGCGUCCUGAAGACUCGGGAGUCUACACUGCUCGUGCGACCAAUAAAGCGGGCGAGGCGAGCAGCCAGGCGCAGCUGCAGGUCAGCCUGCGAGCAGGCGUCACCGGCGACCUGGGCAUCCCCGAGCAGCAGAAGCACAUCCAGUCGGUGGAGCAGCUGGAGGCCUACAAACAGUCCAUCCAACAACAGGUGACCUCUGAGCUGGAGGAGAAGACGUCGCCGCCGCAGUUCACGCAGCCGAUUCGGGACGCGCCGGCCGUGCCGGAGAACGGCACCGCCCACUUCGAGGCGCGCCUCGAACCCAUGGGCGACGCCACCAUGACCAUCCGCUGGCUCAAGGACGGCCGACCGCUCGAAGCCAGCUCCCGGAUGACGACCUUCUUCAACUUCGGCUACGUCAGCCUGACCAUCAAGCAGGUGACAGUGUUCGACACGGGCGUGUACACGUGCGUGGCCGUGAAUGCAGCCGGCCAGGCGCAGUGCCAGGCCAAGCUGCAGUGCGUCGGCAAGAAGGACGUCGUCACCGACAGCCAGAUGGAGAGCAUGCAGAAGAUCCAGUAUCUGGAGGACUCCAGCCGUUCCCCGCGGCAAGUGGAGGAGGAUGUCACGGUUACCAAGAUGCCCCCCAAGUUCUUGGGGCCUAUCAAGGGAACGAACGUCAUCCGCGAGGGCCAAAAGGCUCACUUCGAGGCACGCCUCGAGCCGCAGAACGAUCCGACAAUGAAGACGGAGUGGUUCCACAACGGGCAGCCUCUGUCCUCGGCCAACCGGAUCCAAACGUUCCUCAACUUCGGCUACGUGGCGCUUGACAUCAGCGCCGUGAAGAGCGAGGACGCCGGCACCUACACACUGGUCGCCACCAACGCCCUGGGCGAGGCGCGCGCGCAGGCGCAGAUGAAGGUCGAAGCGAAAAGCGCCAUCGACACCAGCUCCAUCCACCGCACGGUGGUGGCGAAGACGGACCGCCUGGAGCGCUCCAAGUUCCAGGAGCCGCAGUACGACGUCGGCGACUACUGCAAGUCCAAGCCCAAAUUUACCGAGCCGCUGCGGGAUCAGCCGGCGCAGCCGGAGGGGCGCGGCGUACACCUGGAGUGCCGCCUGGAGCCUGUCAACGACCCCACCAUGAAGGUGGAGUGGUUCCAGAACGGCCGCCCCAUCACCAUCGGCUCCCGCUUCCGCACGUACGCCGAGUUCGGCUUCGUGGCGCUGGACGUGCUAGACUUGACCAAGGCCGACGAGGGCGAGUACACGUGUCGCGCCACCAACCGGCUCGGCUCUGCGCACACGUCGGCGGCCGUGCGCGUACUCUCACGCGCCGACGUCGACACCGACACACAGCACGAGAGUGCGCUCGACCAGAUCCAGUACUUGGAGGACGGCUCGCGAUACAGCCGUCAAGCCGCGGCCGACGCUGCUGUCGAACAGGUGCCGACCUUUACCAAGCCCCUGCGCAACAUUGAGACGGUGGAGGGGACCAACGUGCACCUCGAGUGUCGUCUCCAGCCCGUGGGAGACAACAGCAUGAAGGUCGAGUGGUUCGUCAACGACCAGCCCCUCAAGAUUGGUCACCGUUUCCGCCCCGCCUACGACUUUGACUACGUGGCGCUGGACCUGCUGAGCGUGUACCCCAUCGACUCUGGCAUGUACACGUGCCGGGCCACCAACCGACUGGGCCAGGCCGCCACCUCGGCCUCGGUCCGCGUCAUCGCUAAGAAGGACCUGUACACGGACCACCCAGCGUCGCUGGAAAGGAUCCAGUACAUCGAGGACUCAUCCCGCUACCAACGCAAGGAGUGGGCCGACGAGAUGGUCCAGAUCAAGCCCAAGUUCCUCACGCAGCUGAAGCACCAGGAGAACCUGAAAGAGAACCAGACAGCCCACUUUGAGGCCAAGCUGGAGCCGGUAGCGGAUGCCAACCUGCACGUGGAAUGGCUCAAGGACGGGAAGCCGAUCACUGUCGGUCACCGCCACCGUCCGCUGCACGACUUCGGCUACGUAGCGCUGGACAUCGUCGGUCUGAUCGAGGAGGACAACGGCGUCUACACCUGCCGUGCCACCAACAACCUCGGCUUCGACGAAACCUCCGCCAUCCUCCGCUGCUCCAGCAGCACAAAAAUCCUGACCUCUACGCAGCACGAGGUGGGUCUGGAGCAGGUGCAGCAGCUGGAGGAACGCUCCCGGCACAGCCGCUCGGAGACCUCGGGCGAGGUGACCACGCAGGCGCCCGUCUUCACCACCUCGCUGAGCAACGUCACCAUCAAGGAGGGCCAGCGCGCCCACUUCGAGUCACGCCUCAUCCCCGUCUCCGACCCGACCAUGAACGUGCAGUGGUUCCACAACGGCCACCCCGUUAAGGCCGGGUCGCGGUUCAUGGAGACCAACAACUUCGGGUUCGUGGCUUUGGAUAUCAUGUACGCAUACCCAGAAGACCAAGGCACCUACACUUGCAAGGCCACCAAUGCGCUGGGAGAGGCCGUUACCCAGGCUACUCUCAGCUGCCUCAGCAAGAGCGCCAUCGACCAGGGCACGCUGCACGAGCAGGCGCUGGACAAGCUGCGCUACCUGGAGCAGAAGUCGCGGCCGACGCCGGCGGCCGACGAGGCCACGGCGCAGGCGCCCGUCUUCACGCAGCCGAUCCGGGACGCGCGGCUGGCCGAGGGACAGCCGCUGCACUUGGAGGCCCGCCUCAUCCCAGUCGGCGACGCCAACCUGCGCGUCGAAUGGUUCAAGAAUGGCGUGCCCCUGCAGCAGGCUAACCGGAUAUCGACGCUGCACGAUUUCGGUUUCGUGGCGCUGGACAUGAAGUACACCCAGGAGGACGACAGCGGCACGUAUACGUGCCGCGCUACCAACGACCUUGGCCAGGCUGUGACCUCGGCUACCGCCGUCGUCCAGUCCAAGGAGUCGCUGCUUCUCGGCACACAGAACGCUGCCUCCCUAGAGAAGCUCAGACAGCUGGAGGGAAGGGCGUUCACAAAGACGGAGAUAGAAGAGACUGUUGUGACAGAGAAACCGAGGUUUGUGACGGAGCUGACGGGUCAGACAAGCCUGGUUGAGGGACAGUCGGCCCACAUGGAGGCUCGUAUUGAGCCCUAUCCGGACGCAGACAUGAAGGUCGAGUGGUUCCACAACGGGAAGGCGGUCGCAGUCGGUCACCGGUACCGCACAAUCAACGACUUCGGCUUCAUCGCGCUGGACGUGCUGUCUGCGUACCCGGAGGACUCUGGCGAGUACACGGCCAAGAUCACCAACCGGCUGGGUACCGCGAGCUCCUCCCUCAAUCUCCGAGUCCAGCCGCGCGCCGCUCUCAUCCAGGAGACUCAGCACCCGGCGGCCAUGCGGAAGAUCUCCUACCUGGAGUCGGAGAGGCGGCGCGAGGAGCCCGAGGAGGCCGGCCCGUGCGAGAAGCCCGUGUUCGGCCGGCCGCUGCGCAACGCAAACCUGGUAGAGGGCCAAAGCGCCCACCUCGAGGCGACGCUUACGCCCGUCCACGACGCCACCAUGAAGGUGGAGUGGUUCUACAACGGCCGACCCAUACCGCAGGGUCACCGCUUCCGCACGACCUACGACUUCGGCUACGUGGCGCUGGACAUCCUGUACACGUACCCGGAAGACUCGGGAACCUACAUGUGCAAGGCGACCAACGCGGCCGGCGAGGCCGUCACCACGUGCGAUGUGACCGUCGAAGGGAGGCAGGGUCUCUGUCUGGACACGCUGGACGCGGCCCGGCUGGAGAAGAUCCGCAGUCUGGAGAGUGCCGAGGCGCCGCGGCCCGAGGAGGCCGCGCUCCAGAUGCAGAAGCCCGUCUUCAUCACGCCGCUCAACAAUCUGGAAAACCUCCGAGAAGGAGAGCACGCGCAUCUCGAGUGCCGGCUCGAGCCAAUCAACGAUCCCAAACUCAAGGUCGAAUGGUUCGUCAACGGCAAGGAGAUCAGAACCGGACACAGGUUCCGCACCACGCACGACUUCGGUUACGUGGCGCUGGACAUCCUGUACGGCUACCCGGAGGACUCCGGCACAUACAUGUGCAAGGCGACCAACGAGCUGGGCGAGGCGGUCAACACGUGCACCAUCCGGGUCAAUGCCCGUCGCUCCAUCUACCUGGACACCCAGCACCCGGAGGGCUGGCAGAAGAUCCGUGACCUCGAGUCGCGCGAGCCGGAGCGAGCGUCGGACACCGAGGCGCCUCAGGAGCCCCCUCGCUUCGUCCAGGAGCUCAGGGGCCCAACCCAGCUGGCGGAGGGUGCCGCCGCGCACAUGGAGGGACGCGUCGAGCCGCUGCACGACUCGGACCUGCGCGUUGAGUUCUUCCACAAUGGCAAGCCGCUGCAGUCGGCCUCGCGCUUCCACACCACCUUCGACUUCGGCUACGUGUCGCUGGACAUCCGCGGCCUGGUGGCUGAGGAUGCCGGCGAGUACACCUGCAGAGCCGUCAACAAGAUUGGCGAAGCCUCCUCAACCCUCACCAUUCAAGUGCUCGACAAGGAGAAGAUCAUCCUGGCGUCGCAGCGGCCGGAGGGUCUGGAGGCGAUCCGCCAGCUGGAGCAGCGCGCACCGGAGGCGCGGCCAGAGGAGGUGGCCACCUACCAGAAGCCCAUGUUUACGCACCCGCUGCAGAGCGUCGACGGCGUCGACGAGGGUCAGGCCGUCCACCUGGAGGCCAGGCUCAUCCCCGUCGGGGACCCCAAGCUCAAGGUCGAAUGGUUCAGAAACGAGCAGCCGCUGCAGUUCGGCUCCCGGUUCAAGCCAACCCACGACUUUGGCUACGUGGCGCUGGACAUCGCCGGACUGCGACCAGAAGACGAGGGCGUCUACUCGUGCCGCGCCACCAACGACCUGGGCGAGGCCGUCACCACCGCCUCCAUCCGUAUCAGAUCCGAGGCGAGCAUUAUCCUGGACACGCAACACCCAGAGUCUGUCGCCAAGCUGGCGGCGCUGGAGCAGAAGGCGCCCGGCGCGCCAGCGCCGGCCGACCAGGUGUUCGAGAAGCCCGUCUUCACCAUGCCGCUCACGGGGCCUGCCGACCUGAUCGAGGGCCAGCACGCGCACUUCGAGGCGCGCUGCGUGCCCGUCGGAGACCCCAACCUCCGCUUCGAGUGGUACUCGAACGGCGUCGAGCUCAAAUUAGGAGGAGCCCGCAUCAAGGAGACGCACGACUUCGGCUUCGUCACGCUCGACAUCAUGUCGGUGAUCCCCGAGGACGCCGGCAUGUACAUGUGCAAGGCGGUGAACCUGGCCGGCGAGGCCGUCACGUCCACCUCCCUGCGCGUGCAUGAUCGCAGCAGCAUCCUGGGCGACGCCAUCCACGCGUCGGCCUGGGACAAGAUCCAGCUGAAGGAGGCCGAGAUGAACCGUGUGCCGGAGAUGUACGUGGAGGAGCGGCCGCAGCAGGCGCCCGUCUUCACCACCCACCUGCAGAGCUACGACCGGCUCACCGAGCAGCAGAGCGUCCACCUGGAGGCCACCGUCGAGCCCAAGACCGACCCCAACCUGCGCGUCGAGUGGAGCAAGAACGGCGUGCCGCUCAUGACCGGCGCUCGGCUGAGGAGCACGUUCGACUUCGGCCUAGUGACGCUGGAUAUCAUGAGCCUGCGAGGCGACGACUCUGGCAUCUACACCUGCCGCGCCGUCAACCUGAUGGGCGAGGCCGUCUCCACAUGCACGCUCAAGGUCGAAGACAAGCACUGGCUGCUGGGCCAGUCGCAGCGUCCGGAGGCUCUCUCUGCCAUCGCGCAGCUGGAGCUGGGCCACGCGCCGGCGGCGCCGACCUCUCCCGAGAUCACGUUCGAGCUGCCCGUCUUCAUCUCGCACCUGAACAACGCCGAGUGCGACGAGAGCGACGGAGUGCACUUCGAGUGCCGCGUCGAGCCGGCCAAGGACCCCAACAUGACGAUCGAAUGGUUCCUGAACGGCCAGCCGAUGAAGACUGGCUCCCGAUUCACGUCCCAGUACGACUUUGGCUUCGUCACCCUGGACAUCAGGGGCACGCAGUCGGAUGACUCGGGCCUGCUGGUCUGCAAGGCCACCAACCAGAAGGGCUCGGCCCAGACCUCGGGCACCCUCAAGGUUAAAAGCAAGGCAGACAUCUACCUGGAUACGGUGCACCCGGCCGGUGCGCGCGGACUGGAGAAGGUGGAAGAGGUGGACUCCUCGCGAGCCGGGAAGCCGACGCUGGACGGCAGCGCCGAGAAGCCGUUCCCCAAGCCGUGGUUCAUCGUGCCACUGCAGCCGACGUUCGAGCUGGGCGAGACGGAGCCGCUGCGUCUCGAAUGCAACGUUGAGCCCAAGGAGGACCCCAAGCUCGAGGUCGAGUGGCUGUUCAACGGCCAGCCGCUGGCGCACGCAUCGCGGUUCCACAUGUCGAACGACUUCGGCUUCGUGCAGCUGAACUUGACGGACGUGUACCCGCGCGACCAGGGCAUCUACACGUGCCGCGCCCACAACCAGGCGGGCGAGGCGUUCACCACCACUACCAUCACCUGCAAGGGCAAGGCCGGCCUGAUCGACUGGACCCAGCACCCCAAGGGCGAGAUGGGCCUGGAGGCCAUCCAGGAGCUGGAGGGAGCCCGCAAGCGCGGCGAAGGGCCGCCGCUGACCGACGAGGAGGGCCACCCGCCAGUCUUCACCUCACAGUGCGAGAACCUGUCCAACCUCAGCGAGGGCGACAUUGCUCACUUCGAGGCGACGCUGACGCCAAUCGGCGAUCAGACCAUGAAAGUGGAAUGGUUCUACAACAACAAACCGCUGGAAGCCAGCCACCGCAAACGGACGGUGCACGCCUUCUCGAUGGUCGUGCUGGAGAUCCUGGGCACCAAGAUCGAGGACUCGGGCGUCUACACGUGCCGCGCCACCAACAAGUGGGGCAAGGCCGAGAUCAGUGUGACGCUGGAGUGUGUGGACAAGGACAGCGGCCAGAAGCCGCACUUCAUUACCCAGAUCCAGAACGUGGAGAGUCUGCGCGACGGCGACUCAGCCCACUUCGAGUGCACACUGGAGCCGGUCGGCGACCCCAACAUGAAGGUCGAGUGGUUCCACAACGGCAAGCCGCUGCGCCACUCCUCCCGCAUCAAGUGCGUCUCUGACUUCGGCUUCGUGCUCCUCGACGUGGCGUACGCGCAGAACGAGGACUCGGGCGAGUACGUGUGUCGCGCCACCAACAAGUACGGCUCCGACAGCACCACGGCCACGCUCCGCUGCCAGGGCAAGGGCGGCGUGUUCUUGGACUCGCUGCAGCCGCAGGCGCUGCGGAAGAUCACCGAACUGGAGAUGACGCCGGAGGCGGGCGGGCCGCCGCGGCUGCCUAGCUCCGAGCCGCCUCGCUUCACCAAGCACAUUGCCGAGAUCGCCAGUAUGGUGGAGGGCCACUCGGCGCACUUCGAGGCGCGCCUGACCCCCGUGCACGACCCCGACCUCACGGUGGAGUGGUACCGUAACGGCACCAAGCUGCCAACCGGUCACCGCUUCCGCACGUUCCACGACUUCGGCAUCGUGAUCCUGGACAUCCUGUACUGCUACGAGGAGGACUCGGGCCUGUAUGAGUGCCGGGCCGCCAACAAGAUCGGCUCGGAUGUGACCAAGGCCGAGCUGAAGUGCCUCUCUAAGGAGAGCCUCAUCCUGACACCCCAGAUGCCGCAGGAGAUGAGUGGCGGCCUAGAGAAGAUCCGGAGCCUGGAAGACGCCGCGCGCCUGACGCGGGAGCAGCAGGAGGACGUGACGGCGCGCGUGGCGCCCCGCUUCACCGUGCCCUUCAACAACAUCGACGACCUGCGCGAGGGCGAGAACGCCCACUUCGAGGCUCGCCUCACGCCUGUCGACGAUCCCAAGCUCAAGACCGAGUGGUAUCACAACAGCAAGCCGCUCAAGGCUUCCAGCCGCUUCCGCACCUUCUGCGAUUUCGGCUUCGUCAUCCUGGAGAUCUCGCCGGUGUACCCGGAGGACAGCGGAGAGUACACCUGCCGCGCCUUCAACGAAGUCGGCGAGGCCACCAGCUCGGCUGUCAUGAAGUGCUCCGGCAAGAGGAACAUCAUCCUGGAGUCGCAGCUGCCCAAGGGCAUGGACACGAUGCAGAAGAUCGCCGAACUGGAGGGUCUGGGCGUCAAGCCGGUCGUACCCGGAGAGACGGAGGAGGGCGCGGCGCCGCAGUUCCUGACGCAGCCGGCCGAUAUCAGCCUGGUGGAGAACCAGCUGGCACACUUUGAGUGCCGCCUGACGCCGGUCGGAGACCCGACCAUGCGCGUCGAGUGGUUCCACAACGGCAAGCCCCUCUCAGCCGGCUCCAGGGUCCGCACUAUCAAUGACUUCGGCUACGUGAUUCUGGAGAUCGGCGGCAUUUACCAGCGCGAUGCCGGUCUCUACACAUGCAAGGCGGCCAACAGACACGGCGAGGCGUCUGUCUCCUGCACGCUCACCGUCAAGGGUCGGCAGGGCGUGGUGCUCGAGCCCCAGAUGCCGCACGGCAUGGAGGGGAUCCGCAAGCUGGAGGAGUCGAUGUACCGCUCGGAGCAGGCGCCGGAGGAGGAGGAUCGGCCGCGGCCGCCGCACUUCAUCACGGAGAUCCAGGGCCUGGAGGGCCUGUUCGAAGGCCAGGCGGCGCACUUCGACUGCCGCGUGGAGCCGGUCGGCGACCCCAGCAUGCGCAUCGAGUGGUUCCACAACGGCCGGCCCAUCGACGUCGGAUCCAGGGUGCACUUCCUGGACGACUUCGGCUUCAUCGUAUUGGACCUGGACUGGACCUUCCCGCGCGACUCCGGAGAGUAUGUCUGCCGCGCCACCAACAAGUGGGGAACGGCCACCACCAAGGCCACCCUCAUCUGCAAGGCCAAGCGGGACGUGGUGCUGGAGUCGCAGCUGCCGCGCGGCAUGUCCGGCGACCGGCUGCGGACCUUCGAGGAGGGCCCCAAGCUGGGCGAGCCGCUGGCGCCCGAGACGGACGCCGAGCCGCCCCGCUUCGACAAGGAGAUUGACAACGUGGAUGUGGGCGAGGGCGAGACAGCCUUCUUCGACUGCAAGGUGGAGCCCAAGAACGACCCGUACCUGCGCGUUGAGUGGUACAGGAACGGCGUCCAGGUGCAGACCGGUCACAGGUUCCGGACGACGUUCGACUUCGGGUACGCGUCGCUGCAGAUCCUGGGCGUGUACCCGGAGGACGGUGGCGAGUACACGUGUCGCGCUGUCAACCGGGCCGGUCAGGCUACCUGCAAGAGCGCACUCACCUGCCGAGCCAUCUCGUCGGUGAUCAUGCUAACCCAGGUGCCAAAGGGCAUGAAGCGCUCGGAUUACCUGAUGCAGAUGGAGGCGGCACUCAAGCAGUACACCUCGGAGAUCCACCUUACCGAGGAGGAUAUCUACGACGCCGACCGCAAGCAGCCGCCAAGGUUCGUCACGCAAAUCCAGAACAAGAUGGACCUGGUGGAGAUGGAGCAGACCAAGUUCGAGUGCCAGCUGGCUCCGGUCGGCGACCCGAAUAUGAAGGUCGAGUGGUUCUUCAACGGCCGACCGCUGCCCUACAAGAACCGCUUCACGCCAAUCUACGACUUCGGCUACGUGGCGAUGAACUUCGGCUGGGUGUACCCGGAGGACUCUGGCGAGUACCUGUGCCGCGCCACCAACCUCUACGGCAUGGACGAGACGCGGGCCGUCAUCAAGACCAAGGGCAAGCCGGGCAUCGUGUAUGAGUCUCAGCUUCCAGCCGGCAUGGAAUCCGUCAAGAAAAUCCAGGAAAUGGAGUCGCACUGGAACCGGGCGCCGGACGUGCCGCUGGAGCAGGAGCGCGCGCGCGAGGCGCCCGUGUUUGUCACCAAGCCGGAGCCGGUGACGGUGAACGAGGGCGAGUGGGCGCGCUUCUGCUGCCGCGUCACCGGCUUCCCGCGCCCGCGCGUCAUGUGGCUCAUCAACGGACACACCAUCGUCAACGGCACGCGCUACAAGCUGACCUAUGACGGCAUGUGGCGGCUGGACAUCCCCAAAACGCGCCAGUACGACAACGGCAAGAUCGAGGUGGUGGCGCGCAAUUCGGGCGGCGAGGCCUACUGCUCCUGCGAGAUCAAUAUCAACGCUCGCCAAGACGACUACCGCGCCGUCCUCAAGAACUCGCCCAAGCCUUGGUAUGACUAUGACCUGAAACAAUACCAGACGGAGCGCCAGGAAGUCGAGACAGACCGCGUCUUUGAAGAAAAGGUGCGCCCUGGCAUUUCUGUUCUCCAUCAAGGAGAACACCACAAGGUUGUGGAGGAGCCAGCGACCGAGUGGCAGAAGGCAGUUAAGACCAAGAAGGCUGCUGACGCCGCACAGACGGGCACAGAGAAAGCCCCGCACACCUCCGUGGCCAAGGGGAUGGCCGCCAUGUACGCGCAGAAACUGGCCGAGGCUGACCGGAGGUCGGGUGUGGAGCCUCACCGGCGCCCCUCACCCAGCCCGGCCGAGACCGGCGUCCGGGACACGGAGGAGCCGUCCAAGCGUCCCUUCUUCACGCGUAAGAUGCAGCCGAGCCGAGCGCUCGAGACGAACGGAGCUCGGUUCGAGGUGGACUUCGUCGGUCAGCCGACCCCCGAGAUCGCCUGGUAUCGGGAGGACUUCCCGAUUAUCUCCAGUCCCGACUUCAAGAUCACGACGACGGCCCGCCGCUCGAUCCUCGAGAUCCGCGAGGUGUUCAGCGAAGACUCGGGUCAGUUCUCGUGCGUCGCCUCCAACUCAGCCGGCCAGGCCAAGUGCUCGGCCAACCUGGUGGUGGAGGAGCGCCGGCUGCCACACGGCGUGCCAGUGCCGCCCAACUUCACCCAGACCAUCCAGGACGUGGCCAUGCACCCGGACACCAAGCUGGCCCGCUUCGAGGCCCGCCUGGCCGGCACCAAGCCUAUGGACGUGUACUGGCUCAAGAGCGGCAGCAAGAUCACGCCGGACGAGAAGCACAAGUUGCUGUCGGAGCAGGACACGCACACGCUGCUGGUGCUGGAGCCGACCGGUGACGACUGCGGCGUCUACGAAUGCGUCUCCAUCAACGCUUCCGGCGAGGCGCGCUGUCAGGCAGAGCUGAGGACAGAGGGCCCGAUGGUCACGCCGCAGCCGACACCGAAGCCUCACGAGAAGGCGGUGCCUCCCAAGAUCACGGUGCCGAUGAAGGCCGUCACCGUACAGGAAGGCCACCCGGCUUCCUUCCGCUGUCGCUUCUCCGGCCAGCCAGCUCCGACGCCGCAGUGGCUCAAGGACGCGACACCAAUCAAGCCGUCCAAGUACUUCAAGAUGGAGCAGGAGGGCGACACGUUUGUGCUGAAGAUCUCCGAGUGUUUCCCCGAGGACGAGGGCACAUACUCCUGCGUGGCCACCAACCCGGCUGGCACGUCCACCAUGAAAGCGCCGCUCAGGGUCACGGCUCCCAAGCAAGAAGAAGGUCCGACCGUCUUACCGAUGAAAGACGUGACCUGCAUGGAAGGAGAGCCCGCCCGGUUCGUGACCAAAAUAUCGGGCAAGCCGACUCCCGCGGUGACCUGGCUUCGAGAAGACGCUGUCAUUCCCCAGAGCCGAGACUUCAAGAUGACGGUGGCAGGCGACACGGCCGUGCUGGAGAUCGCCGAGACGUAUGACGACGACACGGGCACGAUCACCUGCCGCGCCACCAGCAGCGCCGGCACCAGCGAGGCCUCGGCCCGACUCACGGUUCAAAGACGAAAGCCCAUUCUUCCGCCACUAGCGGCAGCCCCGGUCACCCCGAUGCAGCCCAGUCAGCCCCCUGAAUUGGUCCAACCCCUGCAACCCACCGCCGAGCCGGCCGACCAGCUCGACGAGGAGUCGGCGCGCACAAAGAAGGUUAACAUGGCCAAGCGUUGGUGGGGCGCGGCGCCGCUGCGCAAGCCGCCUCCGGCCCGGAAGCCGCCGCCGUCGCGUCGAGAGCCCGAGGAAGUGCCAUGGGCGCGCGCCAAGGCGACGCUGAAGCCGGCGGAGCGGAUCGUGCACAAGCGGCGCAAGUUCCAGCUGGACCGCGUCGAUCUCCAUCACGUGGAGGAGCCCGACUGGGACGAAACGAUGAGCGACGACUUCGAGCUGCGCGCGUCGCACAUCCGCGUCAGCGACGACGAGCGCGGUCGGCGGUACGCCUUUCUGGCGCCGGACGCGGACGGCCUGCCCGGCUACACCAGUCAGCCGGGUAGCCGGCGUUCCUCACGCAGCGGCUCCAUGUCGCCGCGUGGCCGGUCUAGCUCGCCGCGCGGCCGCGGGCGCGCCACCAGUCUGGAGGUGGUUCGGCUGCGGCCGACGGCGCAGGUGCAGCGGCCCGUGGAGCGACCGAGAAUCGAGCCGGUGCCGCUGAGGCCGGCGGCCGAGCGGCAGUUCGACGACCGCGAGGGCUCGCCGCGCGGCCGCACCUCGCCCACCGCUGAGGAGAUGAUGGAGGCGUCGCCGUGGGCGCGCGGCCUCGUCGGCCGGCCCGGCGACCGUGUCGAGUACACCAAGGACACGGCACCCUGGGCCACCGGCCACGUGCAACUGCGGGCGGUAGUGACGGAGAAGAAGGUGUAUGACAAGCCUCAGUUGGCGCAGGUGGAGCUGCGACCGUUACCAGAGCAGGGCUACCCGGACGACGUGCUGCGACGCCGCUCGAUGGAUGUGCUCGGAGACGGCACGCAUGAGGGUGUCGAGGGCCGCCCGACGGGAGAAGACGCGCCGGGAGUCGCACCGGUUGGAUCCAGGGAAUCGGUGGAGGCGAAGGUGCCCUGGGCCCGAGGCAAAUCCCAGCUACGGCCGUCGGAGAAGCCCGACAAGAGGCGGCUCGAGAAGCCCAAGCUGGAGCAUGUUGGUCUGAAGCCGGUGCCGAAGACAGACGAGUUGCCUGACCUGGAUCGGUCUGUCGAUGCUGCCCAUCUGCAGGACGGGACACCGGACGUGGACUCCAGGAGGCCACAGGUGCCGUGGGCCAGGCAGAAGGCCCAGCUGAAGCCCGCAACGACAGAAAGCAAGCCGGUGGAAAAGCCAAAGCUGGGCAAGGUGGAUUUGAAGCCAGUGAAGAAGCCCUACGCACCAGAGGAGCAGGACGAACGUCAUGCAUUGGAAGAAACAGAAUAUGCACGACCGGUUCCCCAAGAACCCAAAGCGCGCGAAGUACCAUGGGCUGCUGGGAAAGCACAGCUUAGACCAUCAAAAACCGAGGAAAAGAAAUAUGAGAAGCCAAAGCUGGAUGCCGUGACACUGAAGCCAGUAAAGCCCACACAAGAACCCGGAAAAGAACAGCAGCUUUCUUUGCAGACGAGACAGCGUCCCGAAGAGCCAUUUGUCAUCAAAGAUGAGGAGGGCUUCGAGAUCGUAGACCAGCGUGAAGUGCCUCCGGGUACUGAGGCGGCGCGCCCUCUCACUAAGAUUGACGCACGUGAGCCGCUCCUCAAAAGCAGCAGUGAGUCCUCUUUUGAGAAAAUCGACUUGGUCAAAAGCUCUAGCGCAGAAUCCUUUGAAAUUGUUGACAAGAGCUUAGCUGUUCACAAAGAUAAGUCCGCAUCAGAAGGAGCGCCGGCUGAAGAGGUUCGACCCAGUUGGCGAGCUCCAAAAAAGCCAAAAGAAAAAGUCAAGCCCCCUACUACAACAGAAAGUGAAACUCAGGAACACCUGCCGGAAAAAGCAAAGGACGAGCAGCCUUGGUCCCGAGGGAGGAAGAAGAAAGCCGCUAAGCCAAAGGUUGAAGGUGUCGUGGAACAACCGUCAUCACUCGAAGAGCCAGGGCCUGAUGACAAAGUUCCUGGAAAGAAAAUUCCUCCCAAAAGGCAGGAGCCUGAGGAGGUCCCGUGGGCGCAUCCAAAGCUCAAGCCCUCCAAGCUCGCUGAACAUAAACCGGAACAGCUGACAGUGGAAGACGUUGCACUGCGACAGGUGCCCGCUGAGCAGGUCACAGAGGUUACUGAGGAUCAAAGGGUGCGAUUAGACAAGGACAUGCCUGGGAAGGUUCCCGAAGCGCCCAAAGGUGAUGAAGCGCCCUUGAAAUCUGCUGCUGAUAUGAAACCAGCCACGUUUGAAAAGAAGCCUAGGGAAGGUGAUAUGGUUCCUGAACAUGUUGCACCUGAACAGGAGACACAGGAAACCGCAGAGAAACAGCCUUGGCCACGGGGAAGGAAACCGAGAAGGGAAAAGCCAAGGGAGUCACCUGUGGCAGACGAAAUGGAACCAGAUAAACGGGGACCUAAAGAAGAGGAGUCUCUCACAGCAAAGGUUGUGAAACCGGUGCCAAGGAAGCCCACCAAGGAAGGUGAAGAUCACAAGGAAUCUCCCGAAGCAACGUUUGAAAAACCCGGGACGCAGGAACAGGUUCCAGGAAAAACCAAGCCUCAUGUCAAGAAGCACCGUGGUCCAAUCGCGCCAGGGGAAGAAGAGACGCCCGAUGCCACGCUCAGUGCCGUCGGGCCAUCCGAGGUCCAGCCUGAAAGCGAAUCGGAGUCUCCACUAGAGGACUGGGUCGCCGUGGAGGCCAGCCCCGAGGAGGACACCAUCCUAGGUGAUCGAAAGCUGCAGCCCGAGGCUCAAAUACCGGAAGGCGUACGACCACAGCCCACUUCUCCAGAGGCCGUUAGGAAGGAAAAGGGUCGUAAACGUCCAAAACGGCGGCCAGUUUCAGACCAGCCAACAGACGCGCUAGCUGUUAAGCCGGUACAAGGCGAGCGAACAAGCUCAGAGGAUGCCGCCGUCUCGCCAAUGGCUUCUUCGCCAGAGCUUGCAACAGACGAGCCCUCUCUGCGUGACAGCAAAAGGCGAGAUAAGAAGAGACCGGUCAGAAAAGAAGAGCCCGAAGAAGUCCCAUGGGCGCACCCGAAGCUCAAGCCUGCAGCGCGUAAGGAGUACAAGCCAGACCACGUGUCAGUGGAGGAUGUCAGCCUAAAGAAGCUCCCGGAAACGGAAGAGGCUGAGGUGCCCAUUGAAGACAAGGAGGAGCCUGCGAUUGUGGUUGAGCCAUUCGUAGCAACAGACAUUCCCACACAUGACGAUGUUGAGCUGGAUGAGGUUGAAUUUACAGUUCCAGAGAAACCAAAGAGGACCAAGAGGCCAAAAGAGCCUGAAGAAGUGCCCAAAACGGGUGUCCGGGAACAGGGCAAAGAGGAACCUUUGAAACAAGGCAAGUGGCCGAGAGGUCAGAAACCAGAAAAGGAGGUUCCAGAAGAUAAGGAUGGAUUCGAAGUUGGCAAAGGCAAACUUCCAGAGGAGGAUAUUUCAGAGGAAUACCGACUCAAGCCAGGCAAACCAGGGCCGCCAGAAGAAGAGGCUCGGGAAGAAAUUUCCCUCAGGCCAAUUCCGAGGAUGGCAAAAACAAAGGGGCCGAAGCCAUCAGAACCCGCGGAAGUUCCCGAAUAUGCUCCAUCUCUUCCCGGAAGGGAACCAGUUGAUGUUCAGCCGUACGAGAAGGUGUCAAAGCCUCUGAAAACUCCGGGUGAUGAAGAACUUGGUGAAAUCGGGGAUACGACGGAGAAACCUGCUGCCAAGCCAAAGACAAAGGCAGAGCCAGGUAUGCCUGCCCUAGUUCAGGAGGAAGGUAGUCCUCGUGCGGCUGUGCAAAUAGAUGUAGAUGAGUCAGCGUCUGAAGAAACGGCUACUUCACCCGGGGAAGAAAUUCCAGAAAGAGAUGAAGUGGAAGAUAUCUCACCAACGUCAGUAUCUCCAGGAAAGCCGGUUAAGAAAACUAAGCAAAAAAGACCACAGCGCAGACCGUUGGAUUCCUUGCAGUCAGAGGCACCUGCUAAAGAACAGCUUGUUGAUGAGGUAUCACCCGACGAGCAGCUGGAUUACCCUGACAGAAAGACAAGUUUGCCUGAGGGUUCAGAGGAAACUGAAUCACCGAAAGAGGAACGUAAGCCCAAAAAGCAUCCCCCGGCAGUGAAGAAGGAGAAGCAUGAAGAAGUCCCGUGGGCGCACGCGAAGCUCAAACCGUCCACACGCAAGGAGUACGAGCCAGAGCAUGUUACAGUGGAGGACGUCAGCUUGAAGAAGCUGUCAGACAAGGAGGAGAUUGAGAUUCCCGUUGAAGAGAAGAAAGAAACCGUGAUUCAAGUGGAACCGUUCGUGCCAACAGAAAUUCCCACGCAUGAAGAUGUCGCCUUAGACGAGUUAGACCUAAUGGCUCCAGAGACACCCAGGAAAACAAAGAAACCCAAAGAGCCAAAGGGAUUGCACAAACCAGACGUCCCUGAGGAGGAAGAGCAAGCACCUUCCGAAAAAGCUAAGUGGCCCAGGGGUCGGAAACCUGAAGAGAAGACUCCGGAAGACGCGGAGGGUUUCAAAGUUGGCAAAGGAAAACUUCCAGAGGAUGAUACACCGGAGGUUUAUAGACUCAAACCAGGAAAACCAGGUCCGCCAGAAGAAGAGGCUCCAGAAGAAAUUACGCUCAAGCCAAUUCCGAAGAAGCCGGAAACAACACAGCACAAGCCACCAAAGGAUAUGGAAAGUCGCAAAGAUGCUCCAGCUUCUUCAGACAAGGAACCAGUUGAGCUCGAGCACCACGACAAGUCACCAAAGGACGCAGAACAUCCAGGAGAUGCAGAGACUUAUGAAAUCCAAAAAGUGUCCAUUAAGCCCACCGAGAAACCUGAACAAGACAAACAGCCAAGUACAAAUGCUCCUGUUGAGGAGAAAGAAGACGUUCGCACACCAAUCCAAAGUAUUCCACUUGAGCCGGAGCGUGACGAAACAGCUCCCUUAACUGACAAUCAGGUUGGUGUGCCCACGCCAGAAUCUCCAGAGGAGCCUGUGAAGAAAAGAAAACCUAAAAGACCAAAGCAAAGACCAGAGGAUUAUUUGCAGCCAGAGACGCCCGUUCAAGACCAGCCUCCGGAGGAAACACUUCCCGAGGAGAACCUGGAUUACCUUGACAGACAACCAACCUCGCCCGAAAUUUCAGACGAUACUGAGCAAAAGAAAAAAGAGCCAAAGCCCAAAAAGCACCUACCGCCAGUCAAGAAGGAGGAGCCCGAGGAUGUUCCGUGGGCGCAUCCGAAGCUGAAGCCGUCGGCCCGCAAAGCAUACGAGCCAGAGCAUGUCGCUGUGGAGGAUGUCAGCCUAAGGAAGGUGCCUGAAAAGGAAGAGAUUGAGAUAACCAUUGACGAAAAAGAGGAGCCGGUGAUUGAAGUUGAGCCAUUUGUGCCCACACCUAUUCCCACACAUGAAGAUGUCGAGCUUGCUGAAAUAAAACAAGUAGCUCCAGAGAAACCAAAGAGAGCCAAGAAACAAAAAGAAGUGAAGGCAAUUCCGAAAGCAGAUCUUCCUGAAGAAGAGCAGCCGGAGCCUAUCGAAAAGGGACAUUGGCCAAGGGAUGGAAAGCUUAGAAAGGACUCAACGGAAGACGCAGAAGAUUUCAAAGUCGGGAAAGGAAAACUUCCAGAGGAUAAUAUUCUGGAUCAAUAUCGACUCAAGCCGGGUAAACCUGGGCCUCCAGAUGACGACGCUACAGACGAAAUCACACUGAAGCCAAUUCCGAGGGAACCAAAGGCGAAAGAACCCAAGCCACAAGAGGAUAUCGAAGGAACCAGAUACGCUCCAAGCCUUCCAGAAACAGAACCAGUGGAGCUUCAACCAUAUGAGGAGGCUCCAAAAGAUUUGGAUGUUCCAAGUGACAAGGCACUGUUAGAAAAGACACGAAAGAAGAAGAAAGCCCCGUCAGAAAGACCAAAGAAGCUUGACGAGGCCGCACCAGUUGACGUAGAUGUCGUCACAUCACCUAAGGACCUGCGACCUGAAGAAGUCUCAGAACCUAAAGAGCAGGCGCCUGAGGGCCCAGACGAUCUUCCGCAAGACGUCACUGUACCCCGAUCUCCAUCUCCCGACGUGGUUAAACAGAAGAAGCGAAAGCCUAGGAAGGACAAAGAAACUGGGGCAAUACCCAAAGUAUCGCCUGAGCAACGGUUGGCCCAGCUGGCGGCUGAAGAAGCCGUGGAGGAUGAGGAGGAGGAGCUUGAGAUGUGGGGUCCAGAAGAGUUCGAAACUGCUCCCGACGAGGUUGGUCGGGCUGAGGACCGAGUAGAGGGUGAGGACAGGGAAGGAUUAAUCAGAAGAAAGAUGAAGAAGCCGAGAAAACUCAAAGGUCGACCAACUGAACAUACGGAAACUGUAGAAGCUUUUGAGCAGCUGGAGACUGAGGAAAUUAUCACCCAGGACACCGAAGUGAAAGAUGUAAAGGAGAUUGUUGAAUUCCCAGAUGACGAGGAUGUACCAGAUCAAGACGAUGUACUUAUCGAAGAGGUUCCCGCUGGAGACGUGCAGACUUCAAAACCAAAGACGAAAAAGAGUCGUCUUGUGUUCUUCCCAGCCCCAGGGGCACAGAAGAUUGUGCCUCCUCGCUUCACAAAAAAGAUGCAGCCCAUCUUGGCGAACAAAGGCGACACUACAGCCUUUGAGGUCGAGUUUGAGGGCUUCCCAGCGCCCACGGUCUCUUGGUUCUUUAACAACGUGGAUCUCAAGACUACCAAACACACGACCACUUGGAGCACAGAGUCCACUGCCGUUCUGGAAAUCACGAAAGUAACUCGCAAACACGUUGGACACUACACUUGCAAGGUGACCAAUUCAGGGGGCUCGGCAACGUCAACAGCAAAUCUGGUGGUGCAAGAGCAACCAGUGGAAGGCGCUCCUCCACACAUCGUGGAGCCUCUUAAACCUCGCCAAGUUCGGCCAGGUCAGACUCUGGCGUGGGAGGUCAAGGUCACUGGAUCUCCGUCGCCGCAGAUCACGUGGUUCCACGACGACCAGCCGAUCAUCCCGUCGGAGGAUUUCGUGCCGUCGUUCAACCCGGAGACGGGCGUGGCCCGGCUGACGGUGCCGGUGGUGGUGCCGGAGGAUGUCGGCACGUACUCGGUGCUGGCUGAGAACCCAUUCGGGCGCGACCAGAAUACGGCUAACCUCAUCGUCGGCGACGAGCUGGAGGAGCUGCCGGAGGGUAGCCAGCCGCCGGCGUUGGUGAAGCCGCUGCAGGCGGUGGUCGUGCGGCCGGGCUCGGAUGUCACCUACCAUGCCGUGUUCGAGGGCCUUCCGCCGCCCGUCAUCACCUGGUUCCAUAACGGCAAGCCCGUGGACGAGACAGAGGGCUACGCCGUGUUGACGGACGAGCACCAGUCGACGCUCGUGCUCUCGCGCGCCUCCACGCCCGACGAGGGUGUCGUCGAAGUAGUGGUGACGAACGCUGCCGGCGAGGCACGCUCGCGCGCCACGCUGGUUGUCUCGCCAGAGCUGCCAGACGAGGCGGAUCUGCUGGCACCGAGCUUCGUGCAGCCGGUGCGGCCGCAGCACGUGCCGCUCGGCGAGCCGGUGCUGAUCGAGGCGGAGGUAAGCGGCCGCCCGGCCGUCUCCUUCGUCUGGCUACGCAACAACAAGCGCGUCAAGAACGCCAAGAGCACGCAGAUCAGCAGCGGCGACAACAAGACCAUCCUCAUGAUCUCCGAGAUGCGGCUCAAGGACGUCGGCGAGUAUACGUGCGUGGCCGAAAACGAGGCGGGCAUGACCUCGUCGACGGCGUCGGUGCAGCUGCGGCCCGGUUCCGGGCGCGAGGCACCGCGCGAGCCGGCACCCGUGCAACCCACGCCCGAGCUGGCGAGCCCAGAGAGCCCGGUCACCGAGCACUCCAGCCCCUUGGUGCCCGCAGAGCCCGAGCUGGAGCGGCCGGAGCAGACGGCGCCCGCAGAGCCAGCGCCAGAGCAGCGGCCGGAGGAGGAUGCACCGGUCAAGAGGCGGGCGCCGAAGCGACCGAAACGGCAGCCGGAACAGCCGCAGGAGGCGGAGCAGCCGGAGGUGGAACAGCCGCGGGAGGCCGUGCUACCGGAGGAGGCAGCGCAGCCGGAGGAGGCGGCGCAGCCGGAGGAGGCGGAAGAGCCCACCGACCUGCCGCGUGUGAAGACGCUCACACCGGGGCUGAAGGUGAUGGACGGCGAAGAAGUGAAGCUAUCGUGCCAGGUCACCUCGCCGACGCCAACGCGCAUCACCUGGCUGCACGAGGGCCAGCCGCUCGACGAGCACCGCGACGUCGAGGUCACCAUGUCGCCCGAGGGCGUGUGCUCGCUGUACAUCAGCGAGGUGUACCCGGAGGACGCCGGCACCUACACGCUGCAGGUGGCCAACGAGGCCGGCGCCGGCGAGGCGCACGCUCUGGUCAGCGUCGAGCCGUAUGAGUACGUGCAGGACUCGGAGAUUGCCUCGAUGACGGUCGGCACGCUGCUCAGCGUGGACGAGCACAGCGAGGAGGACCUGCUCGACACGGCCGAUGAGCUGGGGCCCCGCUUCGUGCGCAAGCUGGCGCGCACCACGAGCGUGAACGAGGGUCAGGAAAUCACGUUCGAGUGUCGGCUGAGCCCGGAGGCACCGUGCGAGGUCACGUGGUAUAUGAACGACCGACCCCUGCAGACCAACAAGGACUUCGUGAUCGAGUCGGCCGAGGACGGCACGCAGCGCCUGACCGUGCGCCAGACGUUCCCCGACGACGUGGGCGUGGUCACCUGCGAGGCCGAGAGCGAGCGGGGCGUGGCUACCACCAGCACUCAGUUGGUGGUGGAGACGGCGCCUGGUCACGACGAGGACUCGCCCAGCUACCGCAAACCCGACUGGGUGGUCAAGAUGGAGGAGACGAAGGCGGCGAUCCGAGCUCGUCAGCAGCCGCCCAAGUUUACCACAGAACUAACCAAUCAGCGAGCGAAGGAGAACGCCAGCGAGGUGGAGUUCAAGUGCACCGUGACGGGAUAUCCUAGACCAGAGGUGAACCUCUUCCACAACGACCAGCGGCUGUCGCUCUCGAGGUUCGUGCGCAUCCUGUACGUCGACGAUCGCGUGAGCCUGGUGCUCUGCGACCUCACACCCGACAUGGCGGGCGAGUACAGCGUGCGCGCCGUCAACCCGGCCGGCGAGGCGACCACCACCGCCACGUUAGAGAUACAGGAGCUAUCGGAUGCGGAGCGUGACGAGCUGAGGCGGGAGCGUGAGGAGGCCGUCGAGAAGAGGAAGAAGCGCGAGCAGGAGCGCAUCCGCCGCAUGGAGGAGAAGAAACGCGUCCAGGAGGAGACGGCCAGAAAGAUCAGGGAGAAGAAGGAAUUCCUGAAGCCCAUCAAAAUAAAGAAGGUGCAGCCGACCAUCGAGGAGCAGGCGGCGCUCGAGACCGAGGAGACCGUCUCCGAGACCCAGCCUGAGACCCUGCAGGAGCGUCCCAGCAAAGAGACCCCCGUAGACGUAGUAGAGUGGGCCGGUCCGCUUCCGCUGGCCACGGCGCUGCCGUCGGAGCCGGUCCCGACGCGGAGCGCCCUUCCCGACGCGCCCAGCCGCCGGCCUCAGACUGCGGACGACGAGGUCAGAUCCGUCAGCGGCGUGGCUGUAGCGCGCGACAGCCGGGAACGAGGAUGACCAUGGAGCGUCGUGAUGAAUCAAGUUGAUUCAUAGCUGUUGAAAACCUUAAAUCCAAAAAGAUUCUUAGCGCAAAUGUCACAAAGGCUGAUUCGAAACAGUACCACAUUGGCCACAACCGCCGCAAAUUUACCAUUGCAUGCAAUAAUUUACCAUUGCAUGGCAAGCGAGACCAAUACGCUUAACCACACCACAUCGAUGUUUCAUUGCACCAUGAUAUGAAACCUGGCGGACGGGACUGGCCCCACAGAUCCCGCUGUCUCCCCAGUUAAGGCCACUGGGGCCAAGCGGAAACCGCCAUCAGCUGGCUCGAGUAAGAUCUGGUACGAUCAGCUAUAACGAAUAUCAGUGCCAGUGAUCCUUGAUGGGCCAUAUGCAUUUUGAACGCUACGGGAAGCCCUCGGAUCCGGAAUCAAUGAGUGAUCAAAAGUAAAGUCUUCUCAUUUCUAGUCACUGUUCUCCUAAGCGCUGUUCGCUAUGACCGUUAGGAAAUCAUCGUCAUAUAUGCCUCAGCGCGGUGGAUAGUUCAUUACGAUCCAUAGUAACCCAUCAGCGGGUGUGACGUUAAACGCGUCGGACCAGACCAUACAUGGCAAG
Pollicipes pollicipes is the source of this 25215-nucleotide messenger RNA. RefSeq names its product titin. The record is from RefSeq and is a predicted model, not a curated record. Lineage: Eukaryota; Metazoa; Arthropoda; Thecostraca; Pollicipedomorpha; Pollicipedidae.